CAUCGCGCGCUUGGGUUUCUUUCCGGAGCAUGGUAUUUUGGCGCUUUCUAUCAGCGCUUAGUCGACCGAGUCGGGCAAGUUCAUUGCGCCUUCCAGCGUUACGAAUUCCUGUAUCCCUCGAUCCAAUCCUCCCGGGUGAUACAACAGACUUACACCCUUUCCAAACCAAAUGCAUGACUCAGAUGCGUCCCAUUUUACGGCCUGCCACCAGGCACACACGAAGACCUCAGCGCCCAUUUGUCUGUUGCAGCGAGAACCCCAUUGCCCUGGAUGGGAAACAUAAGCGAGGGACCACUAAUAUGGUUUGAUGGCAGAACAGAGUCCACUGGCUCCAUGUACGCGGUACCCGCUGGUUAAUUGCGAAUCUAAAUUAUUUUCCGGUCCAGCAAGGAUGGGAUUCGACUUGACCGGAU
This is a messenger RNA of Cantharellus anzutake, 413 nucleotides long. RefSeq lists its product as uncharacterized. The record is from RefSeq and is a predicted model, not a curated record. The transcript has 3 exons. The coding region runs from base 30 to 308 and encodes 92 amino acids. Lineage: Eukaryota; Fungi; Basidiomycota; Agaricomycetes; Cantharellales; Hydnaceae.